Molecule: messenger RNA, 1384 nt
Organism: Physella acuta
Lineage: Eukaryota; Metazoa; Mollusca; Gastropoda; Physidae
Product: sodium/nucleoside cotransporter 1-like
Biological process (GO): nucleoside transmembrane transport
Cellular component (GO): plasma membrane
Molecular function (GO): nucleoside:sodium symporter activity
Source: RefSeq, a predicted model, not a curated record
UGGCGCCAUGUGGUCGGUGGGUUCGGCCUACAGUUUUAUUUCGCCGCUGUCGUGCUGAAGCUGACACCGAUCUUCCAACUCUUGACCGACGUGGGCCACUUCUUCAGGCAGUUUCUCAACUUCAGCAAUUCUGGAGCGAAAUUUCUAUUCGACAACAUGGAGGGUCAAUGCUUCGCUUUUCAGGUUCUCCCAGUGAUUAUCUACUUCUCUACUUGUCUGAACGUGCUGCACUACCUGGGAUGGCUGGAGGCGGUCAUCACACGAGUCGCCCUGCUCAUCAAACUCACCCUCCGAGUCACGGGAGUUGAAGCUUUGUGCGCGGCAGGGAACAUCUUCGUUGGCCAGGGUGAAGCCCCCAUCUACAUCCGGUCUUUCUUGGCCAGCAUGACCAAGUCUGAGAUCCACGCUGUCAUGGUAACCGGCUUCGCUACUAUCUCGUGUGACGUCAUGGCGGCCUACGUCACACAGGGGAUUUCACCGGUCCAUCUAAUUACCGCAACAGUGAUGAACGCACCUGCCUCACUGGCCGUAUCAAAGAUUUUGUAUCCAGAGCUUGGGCGUAGCAAAGUGUGCAGGCAACAAGAAAAACUUCAAGUGACACAGGUUUACACUAACAUCAUGGAAGCUGCCAUAGGUGGCGCUGCUUCUGUUGUCUCAUUGGUUGCCAGCAUCACCGCCCACCUGAUCACGUGGGUCUCCGUGCUGUAUUUCAUCAAUCACGUGAUCGCCUGGUUGGGGAACAUCGUCUGUUACAAUGGCCUUGACUUUGAGAUGAUCUGUGGCACCCUCCUCCAGCCCCUGGUCUACUUGAUGGGGGUCGAGUGGGAAGACGCCGCUCUUGUGGCCCAGCUGUUUGUCAUCAAGACUUGUAUCAAUGAAUUUGUGGCUUACGAGAGACUGGCCACGAUGAUCAAAACACGGACCCAUUGUCUUGAUGGCCCUAAGUUAAAGGUUUGCUUCUGACAGAUUUACCCCCAAACUCAUCAUGUGAGGGUCAAGGUCAACCGAAAAACACAUCAUUCUGACGAUCAAGGUCAACUGAAAACCACAUCAAUGUGAGGGUCAAGGUCAACUGAAAAACACAUCAAUGUGAGGGUCAAGGUCAACUGAAAAACAUAUCAAUGUGAGGGGAACAAUGGUGCUGCAAAGACUAUUUUUAUGUGAUGUAAUUUACUUAAGUGUGUAAUGUCAGUACACAUGCACAAGUGAACCUAUUUCAGUACCCAGUACAGUCUAUUCCCCAGUAUAUGUGUACAUAAAUAAUGUCCUUACAGUCUAUUCCCCAUUAUAUGAGUACAUAAAUAAUGUCCUUAGUCUAUUCCCCAGUAUAUGUGUACAUAAAUAAUGUCCUUAGUCUAUUCCCCAGUAUAUGUGUACAUAAAUA